Molecule: messenger RNA, 2080 nt
Organism: Amphimedon queenslandica
Lineage: Eukaryota; Metazoa; Porifera; Demospongiae; Haplosclerida; Niphatidae
Product: G-protein-signaling modulator 1-like
Exons: 8
Coding region: 12-1973 (653 amino acids)
Biological process (GO): establishment of mitotic spindle orientation
Cellular component (GO): cell cortex
Molecular function (GO): GDP-dissociation inhibitor activity; G-protein alpha-subunit binding
Source: RefSeq, a predicted model, not a curated record
CAAGCUGUAGAAUGGAAGAGCAAAUCAUGUCGCAUCAUCAUCAUCAUCAUCAUCACCAGCACCUCUCCUCUAGGACAAGCACUAGCUACUUACUCACCGAGGAAGGAGAAGACCCAAUGGCCGAGGUAUUGAGCGUAGACUCUGAGCCACCAGCUCCUGGUAAGUCCUGCCACGAGCUAGCAAUGGAGGGAGAGGAGUUGAGCAAGGCUGGGGACUAUGGAGAGGCCAUCCCGGUCCUCGAGGCAGCGCUAGAGUCUAGUCCCGAAGACUUCCAGCUCACCAGUGUUCUUUGGAGCCUCCUGGGCAAUGCACACUUUUAUCAAGGGGACAUGGAUGCAGCUAUAACCUGCCACUCUCACGACUUGGCCAUUUGCUGUGAGACUAAUGACGACAAGAGCAAAGCUCAGGCCUACUGCAACCUUGGGAUAGCUCAUAGAAAAUCAGGUUAUCUGCAAAAAGCUAAGCUUUGCUAUGAGAGCUACCUUGAGCUCUGUGAGAUACUAGAAGACAGACGCUCCAUUUCAAAGGCAAACCAUAACCUCGGGGACCUUCACAUGACUCUGGGAAGACUCAAGAUCCAGAAAGACGGAGGAUUAGAGAACUCACCGGAAGGAAGAGACCACCUGACGAUGGGAGCCAUGUACUUUGAGAAGCACCUGGAGUAUAUACAAGAUCAUGGGUCAAAAGCUUCAGAGUGUCGUGCACACGGUAACCUUGGGGUCAUUUAUGAACUGCUCCAGGACACUGACAAAGCUAUUGAUCAUCAUCAAAAGAGAUUGGAUAUUGCUAUGGAGAUAAGCGAUAAGGCAAAUAUUGGUCGAUCGUACUGCAGUAUUGGCAAUUGUCUCAAGGCUAUUUUGCAACCAGACAAGGCAAUGGAAUGCUAUAAGAGGGGUUUAAGUGUUGCCUCUGAGCUUGAAGAUCAUGUUGGUAUGGGAGUGUGUCACUGUAAUAUGGGUUCCACUUACGAGAUGAUGGGAAAUGUCGAAGAGACAGCUGAUCAAUAUGAAAAGCACUACCAAGCAAUGAAGAAUGCCGGUAACACCCAGGGACAGAUAUCAGCACUGACAAGUAUGGCAAAGAUAUACGAGACACUGGCAAAUGCCACAAAAGCUAUUGAAUCACUACAAAAGUUGGUGUUUCUCUAUCGAGAGCUAAAAGAAGAGUCUGAAAUGAAAGGAGCUCUCGAAAAGAUAACAAAUCUCGGCGGGUCCGAUCACGAGCCUUCCCACAUUGCCCCUCCCCCUAGCCCACCCACAUCAGGACCCAGUAAAGCUGAGAACGGCGGCAAGAAAGGCGGGAUUUUUAAGAAACUCAAAGAGAAACGAUCGAAGAAAAGGAGCAUCAUUGGGCCGGAGACUACUCAAAGCGUGUCGGGGGUUUUGGGUGAGUCGUGGCGCUGUAGCUCUCCCGUGAUUAAAGAGGAGACAAAGCUUCACUCUAACGAGCCUAAGGCAGUUGGUAAGGAUACAAAGGAAGAUCAACCAGUGAGGUCUGACUCAAGGAAUAGCAGAGAGGAAAGGGCCAGCCCUCAGGACAGGAAGCGUUCGUGGAGUCAUGGUCAAAUAAACAAAGUGUCUGUUGAGCAUGGAGACCAAACAAUGAAUGAGACCUUUCCCUCGUCUUCUCUUUCAUCGAAACUGAGUAACUCUGAAUUGGUGACACUUGCUAGUCCUAUUGAAAGAGGAGGAGGAGGGAAGGAAGGAGGAAGAGAGGGAGGACAGACGGACCAGUAUGUCAUUCACGGGCCCAUACCUGGAGAGACCGAGCAGUAUUAUAAGCUACGGAAACCGAUCUACGAGAAAUUUGGCGACAAGUCGCAUCACGAUACCCUCAAGGAACUGACGGAUUUUUUGAACAGUUCGGAAGAGAAGGAGCCGGUUAAUCUGAGCAUAUUGCAGGAUUGGGAUGGAUGGAUGAUUGGAUCCAAAGCUGUCAUGAUACAAUCAAGAAAAGAGUCGAAACUCAUAUAAAGAUAGUUACGGAAUUUAGUGACGAUCGAUCUAUUAUUUUAAAAUUUUGACACUCUUUUAUUAUUUUUGUUGUAAUAAUGUACUUGCUCUAUCAGUGACAUUGAUCA